AUGGCCCUUGGAAACUGGUCUUUUGUGACUGAAUUCAUCCUGAUUGGUUUAACAGAACAACCCAAUCUCCAACUCCCUCUCUUCUUCCUGUUUCUUGUAAUGUAUAUGGUAACAAUAACAGGGAACUUGGGUUUGGUCAUUCUAAUUGGGCUGAAUUCACACCUUCAUACCCCCAUGUACUUUUUUCUCUUUAACUUGUCUUUGAUAGACCUCUGUUACUCUUCAGUGUUUACACCCAAAAUGCUGUUGAACUUCAUAUUAACUAAGAAUAUUAUCUCUUAUAUGGGGUGUAUGACCCAACUCUAUUUUUAUUCAUUUUUUGUUAUUUCUGAGUGUUAUGUAUUAAUGACAAUGGCCUAUGAUCGUUAUGUGGCCAUCUGUAAUCCACUCUUAUAUAAUAUUGCUAUGUCCCCUAAAAUAUGUUCCUAUCUUUUGCUUGGUUCAUAUUUGAUGGCAUUUUCUGGUGCCAUGGCACACACAGGAUGCAUGCUCAGACUGACCUUCUGUGAUGCAAACACCAUCAACCACUACUUUUGCGACAUCCUACCAGUGAUGCAGCUCUCCUGCACCAGCACCUAUGUAAAUGAACUGGAGGUUUUAAUUGUUGUGGGCAUCAAUAUCCUUGUGCCCAGCAUCACCAUUUUUAUAUCUUAUGGUUUCAUUCUCUCGAGCAUCUUCCACAUUAACUCCAAUGAGGGCAGAUCCAAGGCCUUCAGCACCUGCAGCUCCCACAUUAUUGCUGUUUCUCUCUUCUUUGGAUCAGGUGCAUUUAUGUACCUUAAACCCUCUUCAGUUGGGUCUAUGGAUGAAGGAAAAAUUUCCUCUGUCUUUUACACCAAUGUGGUUCCCAUGAUGAAUCCCUUAAUCUACAGCUUGAGGAACAAAGAUGUAAAAGUUGCCCUGAGGAAAACUUUAAGUAGGUGGAAGCUAUGGUAA
Molecule: messenger RNA, 936 nt
Organism: Rattus norvegicus (Norway rat)
Lineage: Eukaryota; Metazoa; Chordata; Mammalia; Rodentia; Muridae
Gene: Or8b1
Product: olfactory receptor family 8 subfamily B member 1
Exons: 1
Coding region: 1-936 (311 amino acids)
Biological process (GO): detection of chemical stimulus involved in sensory perception of smell; signal transduction; G protein-coupled receptor signaling pathway
Cellular component (GO): membrane; plasma membrane
Molecular function (GO): olfactory receptor activity; G protein-coupled receptor activity
Source: RefSeq, marked reviewed